This is a messenger RNA of Triticum aestivum (bread wheat), 730 nucleotides long. Its product is annotated as auxin-responsive protein SAUR36-like. NCBI's taxonomy places the organism in Eukaryota, Viridiplantae, Streptophyta, Magnoliopsida, Poales, Poaceae. The coding region runs from base 83 to 730 and encodes 215 amino acids. Gene Ontology annotation, biological process: response to auxin. The record is from RefSeq and is a predicted model, not a curated record. The transcript is spliced from 3 exons.
CACCUUCGUCUCAUUUGCAAGCAACAUCACAAUCUACAACACACAUUCAGACUUCCAGAGCCAAAGUGAAAUUUAGCCAGCCAUGAUCCAUCCAAAGAAGCUUCCUCAGCUCGCCAAGAAGUGCCAACGGAUGUUGGCAGCCGGAGCCGGUGCCCGCCGUCGGCAUGCCUCAGACACGGCCGAUAAUGAAUGCUGCAGUACAGCAUCAUCUGUGGCUGCUGAUGAGGGCCACUGCAUGAUGUACACCACCGAUGGAGCACGCUUAGAGGUCCCUCUGGCGUACCUCGGGACGACGGUGUUCGCUGAGCUCCUGAGGAUGUCCGAGGAGGAGUUUGGCUUCGCGAGUGGCGGCGACGGAGGCAGGAUCAUGCUGCCCUGCGACGCCACGGUGAUGGAGUACGUCUUGUGCCUGGUCAGGAGAGAGGCCUCCAAGGAGGUCGAGAAGGCAUUCUUGAGCUCCAUUGCUGGGCACUGUCACAUCUACAAUGCUAGUUGCAUGGUCCCAUCAAUGGGAAUCACCCGGCAGUUUGCUCUUUAUAGGUUCAAAAGAAAAUCAGAAGAAAAAAGAUUGACUGUAGGUGCUGGGUUAACAGAGGAUUCAUCAUUAAAAUGGUUCCUGUACCACCUGGUCAUUUCACUGAUUCACAAGACAGAAGACAUCAUCAGCGUCCUGAAUGCAUGUUCUUCAGAAGCUACAGACAGUAAAUCUGGUUGCUGGCUCCAACACUAG